UUCGUGACUUCGUGACAGCACGACGAUCAACGAAUGCGAAUAAUGCUCUGAAACGAAAAUAUUAGUGUUCAUUUUUUUAUCCGUUUACAAAUCGUUUAGUGAUAAGCGCCGAUUACGUCCUGUUCAUAAAAAAAUUCCGUCCGUGUUCACCGACAAGUGCAUGGAGAUGAGACCGUCGUACGGCGGUCGGUGAAAGUGGUUUGUGGUUUGUGAUCGUGUCGUAGUAAGUGCAAGUGUGCGAGGAUGGGUGUGGGGCUCCAGCCGCUGGAGUUCACGGAGUGCCUGGCCGAUAGCCCGCACUUCCGAGAGAACCUGCAGCGCCACGAGAAGGAGCUCGAGCGCACGAGCCAGCAGAUCAAACGACUCAUAAAAGAAGUCAAGGAUGUUGUUCAGGCCGCUAAACGUGAGUGCAUCGGCGCCUCGAUGACAGAAGACGAGCGCGCCAUCGGCCGCUCGCUGCAGCACUUCGCACAUCUCAUACGUACCGUCGAGGAUGAGAGGGAGCGCAUGCUGGGCCGCGCGCACGAGCAGAUUAUCCAGCCUCUCGAGCGCUUCCGCAAAGACCACAUUGGUGCCGUCAAGGAGGGAAAGAAGAAGUUCGACAAGAAGACAGCAAAGUUCUUGUACUGA
This is a messenger RNA of Papilio polytes (common Mormon), 630 nucleotides long. It is a transcript of the gene Graf, whose product is annotated as rho GTPase-activating protein 26. The record is from RefSeq and is a predicted model, not a curated record. Gene Ontology annotation, molecular function: GTPase activator activity; protein binding. The transcript is spliced from 5 exons. Gene Ontology annotation, cellular component: cytoplasm. NCBI's taxonomy places the organism in Eukaryota, Metazoa, Arthropoda, Insecta, Lepidoptera, Papilionidae. The coding region runs from base 244 to 630 and encodes 128 amino acids.